This is a messenger RNA of Protopolystoma xenopodis, 201 nucleotides long. Lineage: Eukaryota; Metazoa; Platyhelminthes; Monogenea; Polystomatidea; Polystomatidae. The record is from the annotation of a GenBank genome assembly.
AUGAGCCUUGGAUGCCGUGGCUUCAGGCCUCACGCGACGAUGCUGCCUCAGUUCGGCCAGGCCGCAUGGCCAAACCUGUCAGCCCCCGCUGCAGCUGAGUCGGUCGUCCGUUUUGAGCAAACAGCUUCUCCUGCGCAAGGCCAUCACUUCACGCCAAUCGGACAUGGGACUCCCGAGCGCCGGAUCAAUCCUCUUCAGUAA